AUGUCCUCGCUCCCGGAAUCUGUCAGAAACCGGAGCAAUUCUGGAGACGAUGCCGAGUUGCCCACCCAUGACAGGAAGCGCCCAAGGCUGAGCGAGAGCGGUGACAAAGACAGCUUGCUCCCAAAUCUGAGCAUUUCCGCACCGCAGCAAACAAUUGAAAGUCCUACUCCUUCUCCGACUGAGCCUGCAUCUUCCGAAACUCUGCAUAAGCCUACUCUUCCGCCCAGACCCUCUGACACCAUGGCUACGCCAUCGCCCACCAGCAAAGUUACAAUCAACACUCGACCGUUGUCAUCACAAUCAAUGAACACUGCAGACGAUCUUCCACCGACCGAAGAAAUCAUAGAUCCUGCCCUCAUCGUCAACGGUACCGUCGAUACCGUUCCUGUUGACCAUGUCGACCCCACAGCCAGCGAAGCGACUACCAUCGAACGGUCUCCCUCGCCGCCAAUUGAGGUCGCUGAACCGGAGGACUUCGACCAAGAUCCAGCUCAGACGCGAUGGACAACCCGUAUUGGGGGUGGGGUGCCGGUCGUACCAGCCUUUUGGGUCUACCGGACAUUCCCCCUUGCCACUGGCUUUCGCCCAGGCGAAUCAAGAUUUGCAGUCUCAGCGAUCGCUCAGAUAUUCGCAGACCCCUCGAAGGAAGAUGUCGAUACCUUCAGAAGAGUCAAAGAAUGGUUUGUAAACCUGGCAGCCGAUUGCGAAGCGAUGACCCGCGAGAUCGUCGACCAAGACCCGUUUUUCUGGAAAAAGCUGCCCAUCGUUUUGGAUAAUCUCUGGCGCCGUGACCAGCGAGGUCCAUCUUCGAUUCAGUUCCAAGAUAUGGUCGACUUCUUCGUUGCUUACGGCCAGAUCUGCAAAUUGAUAUUCGAGUACGACACAAGACAGCUCUCAUCGCUGCAGGAUAAUGCACCUUCUUCAGAUUUCUAUACUCUCAGUGGCUCUUAUCUGCUACCUUUCAACACCAUCGUGAGCAGGCUGUCUGACACGUCUCCGAAUCACCAGGUACUAUUCUUUGAUAGUCUCAGACGACGCCACCAGCUCGAUGUGAUGGCCUUGGUCAGACCCAUCGCCGAACGCGUUGCCAGUCCUCUGCUCAACGCCAUGAACGCAUACACUAAGGCCCUUGGAGAGACUCUACCGAAAGCCCCUGCUUUACAUAAAGACCUCAUCCAGGUCACGACUGCUCUGACACUGGCUACCCAGCUCUUUUGUCCUGUGUUCAAAAGCUCACCCGAAUAUUGCGCGAUUGAUCAGAGCCAUCCGCUUUUGGAAGACAUCAGGGAAAGUGUUGAAGCCUCCGUCACAACUGUCGACAACAUCGUACAGCAAGGAAUCAAGAAGCAACAGGCUUGGUUCAGUUUCGAGAACAAUGCACUGAUGUUAUUCCAACGCUUGGAGCAGAUCAUGUCCCAUCUGCCAGUGGAAAUUCCCAGAAUGGGGAAGUCCAUUGUCCAUGCAGCCGGUGUCACAUGGGAUGACGCAGAUGUCACAGACCUGGCGCAUAUAAUGCCGUACGCGUGGAAGUUCAUGAUCUACUGGAAAUUCAUCAAGCACGGUCGAAUGGAACUACGAGUGCAUGGACUCGGGUUUUUGAGUCAGGAUCUCAUCUCUAUCUUCAACUUGAGGUUGCGGGGUGUGCCCAACGGGGCGCAAGAUCCCCUCGUCAGAUUCGCCCUACGCUCUCUUCGCGAAAACAACGUCAUAAGCUAUCUCAUAGGACCCGACUCGCACCCGCAACUCAUUGGCCGCGCAGGAAACAUCAUCGGCUUCUUCGGAGUAUCUGGAUCGUACCAGAAUUCGGACACCGACACGAUCUGGCAAGCAAUCCUCGGAAGCCCAGACAACCGCGUUGCCGCGGAGCUUUUCAAUAUGUUGAGAGAAGCGAUCACGACAUUCACCGCCGCGCAUCUGUACUACCUCUGUCAGAAGCUAUCAGAGCUACCGUACAGCCGCUGGAAUGUCCAAGUUCUUGAAUUCACGGAAUUUGUGCUCAGCUCCCUCAAUACGACUCUCCAGGCCCCCAGUCCGUUCUGGUUCUCACCUCCUGUCGAGCCGGUUGUCCGCAGACUCUGUCUCAAAAUGAUCCGAGACGCGAUGCGGCCCAAGACAUGUGAUUUGGAGUUAUCGGAGAAGAUACGCACGACCUUUCUCAACCAGUUGAUUGGAUACUUUCGCGGCAUUGCGGACGACUUUACGCGACUCGCCAUUGAAGAAGAUGAGGAAGAUGAAAUGCUCUCACAGAUCCGCACGGACAUUGAGUCACAUGACGACGCUGCUUGUGGCUCAAUUCUUGCCAUCACGCACAUUCUUCAGAACGGUCACUUGAAUCAUACAGGAACAGUCGCUUUUAUUGAAAAGUGUGGGCUGCCACGCGGCCUUGUGGAUGACCUCGCCCACAUCAGCAUCUCGAGUGCAAAUCGCCAAGAGCUAUCGUCGCAGCAGAUCUUGACGCAGUUUGACUACCGACUGAACUGCCUUUCAUUGUUGAUGCGCACUGUCCCAGAGCAAUUCGAUUUGGAAUGCCUCGAGAGUCUGUGGAGUUCCCUCCUCGUUUCUUCUUCCAUCGAGCAACAGGCGCGUGUUCACGCUUGGGAUCAUCUCCACUUCCUUGUCAAGGCUAUCAACCAGAAGCGCAAUCCGGUUGUGGACCAAAUUCUUCAACACUUCUGGCCUCGGUUGCGUUCAAUUGACAUCAAUAAUGCUGUUCUAGAAUUUGCCAAAUCAAGUGUGUUAUACGACUGCCAUUUUGGAGAGCAGUCCGAAGAUGCUGAAUCUGAGAUUGUCCAAAUCCCAGGUCUCGACCGUGUCAAGCAGAUUAUGCUUGACGCUGAGCCAGGGACGGUCGAGGGACCUGCCACCGAGUUCAUAAUUGCACAGUAUCUCCGCAGCCCAAUUCUAGCGCGACGGCCAAAGUCAGUGGUACAUGCCACGCACUUGAACCUAAUCGAUCAUUGGGUCGGUGCUGUCCUAGGAUCAGCUGCGCAACUAAAGUCUUUCUCUGAAGGCGAAGAUGCCAUGCAGAUCAUUGCGUCCGAGGACGGAAUUCGCAGAGAAGAGCGACAUUUCGAUCGGUCUCUACUGUUUCUACGUCGCUUCACCGAAGCUAUCAAAGGCAAUCCUGGCUGCAGUCCAAUCUCUCCGAAGCAAGAAGAGGCCUUCCCGGAAUUCCCAAGCCCCAGAGGGCCAGCACGCGAUAUCAUUGUUGAGAUAGGCAGCAAUAAGUACGUUGUCAUGGGUGAGAGAAAAGUCUCCAUUGGAAGUGAGAACACAGGAUCCGAGCUUUGGCAUUAUCUCGCCACUGUCACCGGCUUCAGCAGUUUCAAGGUUUUCCAUGGCGGACAGCUCAUCGCUCUUCAGGAAGAAUUGAAAACCAUUGAGAAGCUCAACAUCACUGCGAAAGUCCAGGUGCAGAAGACUGCAGACGCCACCCAGACAAUGCCUCAGAAGCGGUUACGAUCAAGCUCACCAGUGGACGAGAAAAUCAUGCUACAUUUUGACGACCUCUACGGGCUUCUUGAGGCUGACGACCGCCUUGCAAAAGAGGUGUAUACUUUUCUCACAAUCACCUCUGUUCGCAAGGAGGUGUCGCAAAAGAUUCGAGAUAUGGAAGCACCAGCUUCCGAUGUGCUACCCUGUGAGAAGCCAUACAAAUUGCUUUUCUGUACCCACGCCUUGCGCGCCUGUAUCGAAGAAGAGUCCUUCUCAGCAAGUCCAGACUUGGCAUUCGUCUCUUAUGCAGUCCAAGCCAUUGUUGUGGCUUUGCACAAACUCGAUAGGACCAGCUUCGACUCUCCUUUGCAGCUGUCUGCGGCAUACGAAGCCAUUGACACUCUGCUCCUGGCAUUUCGAACUAAGGUGCCACCUGCCACCGGAAAGUUGUACAUCGCCAAUCAUGAAGAUUUCGUUGACCAUGUUGUCCGCUACACAUCCUCGGUGAAAGUUGCAGGAGGGCAGACAAUCCUACCUCAGAAUCCUGAGAAGCCGAUUCGUGCAGGUAUCGAGGCUCUCGUCGAAGCCAGUCUCCAUGAUGAUCGCAUCUGGCAGCACCUGAAUGGCAAUAAAGACUUCAUCGAUGUCUUUCAACAAGCACUCAUUGGAGAUGUCAAUGAGAAGGUGCGACAAGCUGUUGUGGAUGUUUUCAUGGGCUUGACGGGGCAAGCUGGUUUCAAAAAUGUGCCAAAAGCAAACGAUCCCAGAGCUGCUCGUUCAAGACACGACUCGGCUACAAUCGAAGCGGCUUCGAUUCAUAUCUGGAACAUUCUCCUGGGAUUACUUCCUGUUGCGGCUGCGUUCAGUUCCCAAUGUCAAGAGUACUUCGACGCCACCCUGGGUGUGCUAAGGAGAAUGGGCAAAGUGAUUGAAGUACAAGCGCUCGCAGGCAUUUUCCCGCAAUGGACAACAACCUUGCUCGCGCACGAUCACACAGAGAUCGUUGGGCAGCCUCUCGCAGACCGAUUUGUUGCUGGUAUGAUCCCAAUGUUGCAAGAAAUUGCGCGUUUGUUACGCAGCCAACAGUGUCUUCCUGCUCAGAGCGAACUAAUGAGAGAGCUAAUCGGGCGGUUUCUUCGUCCGCCGCUGUCAGAUGUCAGUGGAAUGGCUUGUCGCUUGCCCGUGCUCGACAUGACUGUGCGCGAGUGCCUAUACAGUCUGCUAUUGACCCUUUGCCAAGAGCCGGAGGAUGCCGAACUCCUGGUCACUGAAUUCGGCGAAGACUUUGAUGUCAGUGAUCAACUUCCGGCGGCUGCCAGCAACGAAAGACUCGCUCUUCGAAGCGAAGUUGGGUAUUCGGGGCUUCGAAACCUGUCCAAUACCUGCUACCUCAACUCUCUCCUCUCGCAGCUAUUCAUGAAUGUCCAGUUCCGCGAUCUUAUUCUCCAGAAUGGCGCGAAUGCUCGCAAUCAGAAAUUGGUGUGGGAGUUGUCGAAGGUAUUCGCAUACAUGCAAAACUCUCACGACAAAUCGAUUGACCCGUCAGCUGCAGUUGAGUCCAUUACGACCUGGGACGGUGAACAGAUCGAUGUCACUGUGCAGAUGGACGUGGAUGAGUUCUUCAACCUCCUGUUCGAUAGAUUGGAGAGCGAGACCGUGGAUCCUUCCGUCCGAGCUCAAUUAAAGAGCUUCUACGGUGGAGAAACAAUUCAGCAAAUCAAAUCUAAGGAGUGUGAGCACAUCUCUGAACGGCCGGAGACGUUUUCAGUGCUACCGGUCGAGAUCAAGGGCAAAGCUUCCCUCCAGGAAAGUUUGAAAGCUUAUGUCGAAGGUGAGGUGCUCCAAGGAGACAAUAAGUACUCUUGUACGUCCUGCGCCAAACACGUCGAUGCCGUCAAGCGGUCGUGCCUCAAGCAGAUUCCCGACAAUCUCAUACUCAACCUCAAGCGAUUCGACUUCGAUCUGGUGACAUGCAUGAGAGCCAAGCUGAACGACCAAUUCGAAUUUCCCGAGACCAUCGAUAUGGCCCCUUACAAGCUAGACAAUCUAAGCGGCGACAACGACACCCCGACGCCGGAUGUCUUUGAACUCACUGGCAUUAUCGUGCACUCCGGAACUGCCGAUUCCGGCCAUUACUAUUCAUACAUCCGUCAACGUCCGUCCGCUGAUGAACCCAGAGGGUCGUGGGUGCAAUUCAACGAUUCAGACGUCACGGUUUUUGACUCUAGCACUAUCGGAGACUACUGUUUCGGCGGCAUUGAUGCCUCUAUCUACGGCAUGGCAAAGUUCUACAAUGCGUACAUGCUCUUUUACCAGCGCCGUUCAAGCAUCGUGGAGACCGAGAUGCACUAUCCGAAGGUUCAACGCGGUCAGCCUCUACAGCUCAGCAUCUCUCAUGAUCUCCAAGAGCACAUUGAUCAAGAAAACGAAUUGUUCCUACGUGCUUAUUGCAUGCAAGAUCCUGUUCAUGCUCGGUUCAUCCGCGAUCUACUUCGUCGCGUCAACGAGCUUGGCUCGGGACAAUGCAGCGAGGAUCACAACCCUGAAAAGGCUGCUUUGGGUAUGGCACUUGAUUACAUGCACAAAGUGUCUUCGCGUUGGAAACUACUGCCGGAGUUGGAGGUGACUGCUAACAUUGUCAAGUCGUUCAUGCAGCGCUGCACCACCUGUGCGUGGACCUGCAUGAGUUGGUUUGCGCGAUACCCCAACGUGCUGAUGGAUUCAACUAUCCGCAGCAUGUACCCGUUAGCCAGAAAGACGUUCGCUUCAAUGCUACUCACUUGUCUGCAAGCCCUCCAACAAGACAUUGAUCAGGAAGGGGCAGUGACGUCGACCAGCGUCAGCUACUACCGUUUCCUUGACAUCAUCGUCGAGAAUCUCUUCCGAGCUUUCCAACUCGUGACGCGCACGCCGCGCGCCUGGGUUGAUUACUUUAAUCUCGUCAUCGGCAUCUCGAACAUCAGUCCAGGGGCCAGCAGGAGCGUCAUCGAGACAGGCUUCAUUGAGCGGUGUUUCGAAAUGGUCCAUUUGCACACUCUCGACGCCCCGGACAGUCGCUUUGAUCGAGCUGUACGAGCUUAUUAUGCGGGGUAUGUAAACAUGCGGGAGAAGCACCGACAGUUCAAUCACUCAGCUCUCGUGCAAUGCUUUGCUCACCUGCUCUGCGAGGCCAACCUUGAACUGGAGCCUGAUGCUCAUCAACGUCAGAUGAACACCGAUGGAAUUGGAUUAUCUGCGUCUGAGCAAGAAAAGAUGGGUCUUGCAUACAACCCAAUGGCUGUUAGUUGGCUUCAGCGGUUAAUCAAAGGUCGACAAGCUGUUGAUGGUGCAGCGCAAAUUGUGGGCAAAUUCGCCAGCGAACCCCAAUUCGCCGAUGACAUGGCUCGAGUACUGAGAAAGGGACUUGGGCACCGCGAUAUGCAAAUUGCAGCGGGGUAUGUCGAGCCAACCCUUGCAUUCUGCCAGAAUUGCCAUGAUGAGUCAAUGGCCGAGGAUAUGGCAAGGUUCUCUCUGGAGAGUGUAGACUCAAUCACGGUCGACUAUGCUCCGGAAUACCUCCGACUGGUACGGGGACUCUUGAGAAUCGAUAACCAACAUCCCGAUGUGGCUAAGUCCGAGGGAUGGCUUCAGCCCAUUGUGCAAGAGACAGCUUCAAAAUGGCCGGCUUCUCUGAUCCUGGGCCUCAAUGAGACAGGAUGUAAUGUGCGAGCCGAAGCGGCAGAGCUUGUGAAUGCACAGCUCUUCGCGGCGUUGGAUGAGGCAAAGGAGACGGAUCCUCAGCGGUACCAUCAAUUGCGGAACAUCGUGAGAGAACUGGCAUUGAACAUUGCUAAAUGCGGGCGGACCAAUUUUCUGAACGUCAGUCCCCGAGAGAAUCAGUCAAUGCAGCUAGAUCAUUUCAACGAGGCCAUGUUGGUUGCCGACCAAUGCGUGAGGGCGGCAUUCUCGGAUGCUUCGACUGCCGAAGACGAACGGGACCUUGCCGAAAUCGAGGAGACAAUGAAUCAACUACGAUCCAAGAGAGAGUCCAUCGUUGAGCUCGUCAGUCCGGGCGACUUCGAGGGAAGUAGUGACAUGGAGGGACUAAGCGAAGUGGAGGGAGACGAGUUUCACAGCAGCCCAACUUGA
Molecule: messenger RNA, 7563 nt
Organism: Cyphellophora europaea CBS 101466
Lineage: Eukaryota; Fungi; Ascomycota; Eurotiomycetes; Chaetothyriales; Cyphellophoraceae
Exons: 1
Coding region: 1-7563 (2520 amino acids)
Biological process (GO): protein deubiquitination
Cellular component (GO): nucleus; cytosol
Molecular function (GO): cysteine-type endopeptidase activity; cysteine-type deubiquitinase activity
Source: RefSeq, a predicted model, not a curated record